CUUAUGUUCUUUCUAUGCAAGUGUAUGACACAGAAACGUGUGAUCGUCUGCUAACGAGUGUUGUUGACCAGUAAACAUAGUACCUCUUUGUAUCUAUAUCCUGCCGCGCUAAUUAGAUGUGAACUGUGUUUUUUUUUCUCUCUCCCCCGUUUCUUCAUGCGUACGAAGGGAGUGCAUAAGUCACACUGUAAGGACUAAUUAGUUUGACACACGCUAAAAAAAGGGGAAAGACAGGACUCUGUGGAGUAGAGACUUUGUGAUGGAAAAAUAAGAGUAGAGCGAAUAAGAGUAAAUGUCAUUGUUUGGUUAUUAUUAUUAUUAUUAUUUCAAUGAAUUCCAGCGUUUUAAUCCGACAGAUGGCUGUCUCUUCAGAAGACAGUAAAGGAGAGAAGGGGUCUGAAUGGUCCUCAUGGAACAACUACAAUAUCGGCCAGAUACUACUUCCGAUUCUAUGUGCAGCUUUCAUCGCCACAGUCAUCAUUGUCAUCGCUUGUUGUCUUAUUAAAAAGAAAUCAAAACCCCUGCGUGGAUGGCGUGAAAGAAGUUGUCACACGAUAGAGACGUCACAUGACAUGAACGAGAAUGGAAUUUAUGACGUGAUAGACAAGGUCAAAGUCUCCACCAAAAACAAAACCAGUGAUAAAAUCCGCCAUCAUGAUAAGCUGAACUCCAACUGUAUCCUAGUAGCCCAAAACGAGAUCAACGGAAAUAAGAACGGUGGCAUAUUUUCCACAGGACUCCCCGCGGUCCCUCCUAUCUCCGGCCCGCAGCUUGAUUCACUCCUUGUUCCUCCACUGCCACCCUGCACUAAACACGACUGGAGCAAAUUCGAACGUACAUUCGAGGUGAAGCACAACGAGAUCCCAUCAGGGCACGAGAACAGGACGAGUGUCUCUAAGACUGAGGAAGAAGGCGUUUAUGAGACGCUAGAUAGAUACUGGACCCAGUCGAAUACGUUCAAGAAAGAGCUCAGCUCCCAGCUGACAGAGUCUUCACAAGAUGGCAGCUUAAGAAAUACAAAAUCUGGUGACAAAAAUAGUGAAAGAAGCUUAAACAUGUCCCAGAAUACACCAGCUGAACCCAGUGUCCUGCCUAAUUUUGAAAAAGCAACAAAUGAUAAGAUUAUCUGUCAGCUGACGCUUUUUCACAUUUCAGAAUCCGACGAAUCAUCGCGUCAAGCCGAAAGUGUCUAUUAUUAUGUGAAUUUGCAGAGUUUGGCCAACGACCAAGAGGGAAAUCUACCUUCCGUGCUGCAAAAUGCGCGACUGCAAGUCGUUCCCGGAAAAGCAGUCGAUCUGAAGAAAGAUUUGGGAUCGAACAUUACUCUUGAGCCUGUUGAAGGCGCUCUGAUGCCAAAGAUUAACGAAAGCAGCCUAAAUUACUCGCUGCAUGAAACACCACACAAGAGAAAGCUGUCUUGCUCUCGCAGCUGCGGUAAAGAUUACGAAGCCCCACAGAAAUUGACUUCUAAAAGAACCCCUAUUCUUUUGGCCAAGAAGUCGGAGAGCUUUAGAGAUGCCAACUCAGAGCUUCAGGCGGUCAAAGAUAACUAUUUAAACCACCGAAGGCAGAGCGACUCUAGCAAUGGUAGAACGCCACGGACUUCUACGUCUUCCUGUUCUGAAAAUGCUACAGAUAAGAUCUUGAAGAAGCUCGGGCCUCUGCCGCCUGUUCCUAGCUCACGUACGUCUCUAUCCAGAACCGAGUCAGAUAUCACGGGGAAUGCAAGUCAUGUGGCUCGAGUGGCUAAUGCCAACACUCACCAAAGACAGACUAACGAUGCCAGUAACAAGAACACUUGUCGGCCACUUCCGCUCAGCCCAGAUCAGGAAGGGGCGCACAGUUCCAACAAAAACAAACGCCUGGAAAGAUCUUUAUCAGAAAUGGCACCUAAAAGGACAGAACCAGAGAAAUAUACUGUUUCAAAUGCGCCAACUCUGAGCAGCUUCCAAAAAGAUGCUUCUAAAAAUAACUCUCGAAACGACUCCGCGCAAAAUGACGCUGCCAUUACAGACGAGCCUAUUUAUUCUCAUUAUUUUGUUUUGGAGUCUAGUGACUAUAGUAGUGGGACUGAAGACAAUCUUGAUGAAAAGUACUUAGAGUAGAGCUCGCUUCAGAGAGGCCUUACAAACGAUACGUGGAGGUCUUUGUCUAUUGAGACGAAGACUGACUUAGAUGUUCUGCUUUUAUUGUUUGGCCAGAAAUAAUAGAUUUUGUUCUUGUUUAUUUUGAUCUAAAUGACGAUUUUGUUGACUACAAAACAUAAUACAAAUGUUAUUGUUAUAGUACACAAUACAUUCCGUGUAUAUACAUUUGUACAUGUAUUUUUAUGAUAAUCAAAUGUGAAAUAAAUUGAUAAUGUACAGA
This is a messenger RNA of Biomphalaria glabrata, 2367 nucleotides long. RefSeq lists its product as uncharacterized. Bases 330 to 2105 code for a protein of 591 amino acids. The transcript has 4 exons. The record is from RefSeq and is a predicted model, not a curated record. NCBI's taxonomy places the organism in Eukaryota, Metazoa, Mollusca, Gastropoda, Planorbidae.